This is a messenger RNA of Apaloderma vittatum (bar-tailed trogon), 635 nucleotides long. RefSeq names its product cytosolic carboxypeptidase 4-like. The transcript is spliced from 5 exons. The annotation marks the transcript as partial. Lineage: Eukaryota; Metazoa; Chordata; Aves; Trogoniformes; Trogonidae. The record is from RefSeq and is a predicted model, not a curated record.
AGCUCCCGUGACAAGGAUGUCAUCCUGAAUAUUCUCAGUGUCCUCACUGACUUGCUCUCUCUGGGGACUGGACGGAGAAUCCACUAUGUGAUCAGCAAAGGGGGCAGUGAGGCACUACUGCAGGCUCUUGCUGCUGCAGCCCGGACUGAGCCACCCGACAACAGCAUCCUCUUGCCCCUGCUUCGACUGCUGGCCAGGGUUGGCCAACGAGAUAGGAAGUUUGGGCUGAAAGUGCAGAAGGCAGAAGUGACUGAUGUAAUACUGAGCUUAGCAAGAAGAAGCCUGGGCCACCACCUGCACCUCACCCACUGCCUCUGGGUCCUGCGAGUUUGUGCUUCUAAUGUUACCACAGGAACUACACUUGGCAUCAAUGGAGCCAUGGAGCUGCUUUUCAAAGUCAUCACCCCCUACAGCAAGCGACACGUCAGGACAGUAAGGACAACACUUGGAAUGGCAGCAAUGCCAGUAAAAUCUGUAAAUAAACCCAGAGCUGAGCUGCUCUGGGAUGUGUUCAGAGACAGGGUUUGGAAUGUGGAAGGGAGAACCUGAAAACUUGAGGAAGUGGCUGGUGAGGAAGACCAGGGCUACUGACUCCCAGUAUGGCUGCAGCCCUGGGGUUAGGAGUGGAAACUCCC